Messenger RNA from Trichobilharzia regenti, 363 nucleotides. The record is from the annotation of a GenBank genome assembly. NCBI's taxonomy places the organism in Eukaryota, Metazoa, Platyhelminthes, Trematoda, Strigeidida, Schistosomatidae.
AUGCUGGGUUUCAGAAAACUGAGUCUAAGAAAAAGUCGUAAGAAAAAUCAAAGUAAAGGUCAGCUGAAGCGUCUUCGUAACGAACUUUACCGCAAACGUGACGCUAAGAAAGUUAGCUGGAAGACGUUUUCAAACAAAAAAGAUACUCAACGUGAACCUGAUAAUUGCAAAGACUUACAUCGUAGUAAUAUUUGCAGGGCAGAUGCCGAGCUAACAACACUUGGAAGACUAAUAAACCAGACAAGACGGGAAGUUUUUGGAGCUACAGAAAGUCGGGCUAUAGGAAAGAAAACGAAAAGUGUACUUUUCAAAAAGGAAUACGAUGAAUUCGAUGUUGAUCUAAAAUCCCUAAUCUGCUCAUAA